CUCUCACAUAAAAAUGCCUUCAAAGUAAAGAAGCUCAUCUAUAUCUCUCUCUCUCACACACACACAGACACUUUCUCUCUUAGCCAAACACUCCAUUUUCGAUCCACAGAGAGAUCUUUUCUAGUUCGAGAAAGAAAAAACGAAAAUGUUAGAUCCAGCCAAUGAUUUGCUACCGCCACCCUCUUCUCCCACGAAUUCAUCCAUUUCCUCCUCCGAUCUCGACACCGAGUCCACAGGCUCCUUCUUCCAUGAUCGGAGCACUACUCUCGGAACUCUAAUGGGCGUCAGCUUCCCGGCGAUUGCGUUCCGCAAUCCCUCCCAGCGCCACCGCGAAACUCCGUUAUCCGCGGUCGUUGGCUCCGCCGCCGACGGACGAGCUUUGAAUGGGUCUCGCAGGUGUAAGAAGUCGAAGGAUAAGAAGAAUGCCACGUCGUCGGCGGCGAUGGUCGUGGCGGAGAGGCGACGGCGGUGGUGGAGUCUCUGCAGGGACGAGGAGGACGCGAGACCGGCGGCGGCGGCGGCUGCUUCGCUGGGUGAUUUUCUGGAGGUGGAGAGGAGGUUCGGUGACGGUGCGGUGUUUUACGGUGCGGCGGCGGAGCUGGAAGGAGUUAUGGUCGAUCAGCCUAGGAAUGGAAGGUUGUUGUUCGCCGAUGGGAGGGUUCUUCCGCCGGCUGAGAAUGACGAAACGACGUCGUCUCCGUCGUCGUCUACGGCUGCCGUUCUUUGUAGUAGAUUCCCGGCUUCUCUCACCGGGAUCUGCUGUACCGGCGGUGCAGGAUAACGUUUCUCUUUUUUUUUUUCUUUUUCUUUUUUAAAUUGAAUUUUCUAAUUCAUCUCGUUCACGAAUAUUAAAAAUUUUAAAAUAUAUAUAUAAUAUUCUUUUAUUUUUGUUUGAAUGCUUUUGAUUUUUGUAUGUAAAGAAGAAAAAAAACAAAUAUAUGGGUUUAGCUUUUGGAUUUUUGGGGUUUGA
Molecule: messenger RNA, 970 nt
Organism: Humulus lupulus (European hop)
Lineage: Eukaryota; Viridiplantae; Streptophyta; Magnoliopsida; Rosales; Cannabaceae
Exons: 2
Coding region: 146-781 (211 amino acids)
Source: RefSeq, a predicted model, not a curated record